Penicillium mononematosum is the source of this 1029-nucleotide messenger RNA. RefSeq lists its product as uncharacterized. Bases 1 to 1029 code for a protein of 342 amino acids. The record is from RefSeq and is a predicted model, not a curated record. NCBI's taxonomy places the organism in Eukaryota, Fungi, Ascomycota, Eurotiomycetes, Eurotiales, Aspergillaceae. Gene Ontology annotation, cellular component: nucleus. Gene Ontology annotation, molecular function: RNA polymerase II transcription regulatory region sequence-specific DNA binding. The transcript is spliced from 5 exons.
AUGCCUAGGAGUGUCGACGUCGCCGAUGCUGCUGGUCAGCAAACAUUCCCUGAUACAACGAUCGGAAUUGCACCCUCAGCUGUGAAUCCGCCUUCAACAGUGCCGCCUGGGAAUCUUUCUGCGUCUAAUCAGGGCCUCGAGGCUAACUCUCAGCUCAUGCAAUACAACGACUGGGUAGGUGGUCAGAAUCAGUUCCAGGACAUGCAUUCUCUCCACCCGUCGUACAUGUUCAAUGCACACGAGGUGACCAACGAGUACAAUCUGCUCGGAGAUUUCCUCAGUAACAGUCUCCUGGAUGACGGGGCAAUGUUCCAAAAUCAAGACAUGCAGGGAAUCUACACUGAUUCCUCGUUGAUGAACUCGAUGAAUGCCCGAGAAACGUACUACAUGACCGCCGCCGACCCGGCAGGAACUGACCCACCAGAGGAGAGGAUGAACAAGCUUCUCAAGGCGAAAUAUGACGCCGGAUUGCUGAAACCUUUCAACUACGUUAAGGGGUAUGCACGAUUGAACCAGUACAUGGAAAAGAACAUGCAACAGAUAUCCCGGCAAAAGAUUCUGCGGCAGCUCGACAAGUUCCGGCCCAAGUUCCGAGAACGCAUGCAGAGCUUGACUGAUAUCGAACUGAUUCUGGUAGAGAUGUGGUUCGAGCGAAGCCUUAUGGAGUACGAUCGUGUAUUUGCCAGCAUGGCUAUCCCGGCCUGCUGCUGGCGUCGAACGGGCGAAAUCUUCCGAGGGAACAAUGAGAUGGCACAGCUGAUUGAUGUCCCGGUUGAGGGUCUGCGAGAUGGCAAACUUGCUAUCCACGAGAUCAUCGUCGAAGACCAGCUGGUCAGCUAUUGGGAAAAGUUCGGCGCUAUCGCCUUCGACAAUACCCAAAAGGCCAUGCUCACCAGUUGCACGUUGAAGAGCCCUAAUCCCAAAUCAACAGGUGAUGGUAUUACUUGCUGCUUUUCGUUUACGAUCAGACGAGACAAUCACAACAUCCCGUCUCUGAUCGUUGGGAACUUCCUCCCCAUCGAUAAAUAG